AUGAGGCCCUUUAGGGCCCAAAUUGCUGCCAGGAGAAUGCCGAAUGGUGAUUUAUCAGAAGCCGAGCGCAUAUAUAUUUUGACCCAGUGGGAGGGUGGAUAUUCGGCGCGAGAAACUAGUAACGCGCUUGGCUGCGCGCAACGUACAGUCCAACGAGUAAUCCAGCGAUUUAAAGCCGACAAUACCUACGAAAAGCGCACCCGGAUAUGCCGCCUAGCAAAGUUAACUAGCAGAGAUCAUCGGCAGCUGCUACGCGAGGUCAAAAAGUCCCUAAAAAUUAAGUACUACUAG
This is a messenger RNA of Bipolaris victoriae FI3, 291 nucleotides long. RefSeq lists its product as hypothetical. NCBI's taxonomy places the organism in Eukaryota, Fungi, Ascomycota, Dothideomycetes, Pleosporales, Pleosporaceae. The transcript has a single exon. The record is from RefSeq and is a predicted model, not a curated record. The coding region runs from base 1 to 291 and encodes 96 amino acids.